AUGCUUGGAAUUGAUGAAGCUGGUAGAGGUCCAGUCCUUGGCCCUAUGGUAUAUGCAUGUGCCUUGUCACCAAUAAGCCAGUUGAAUGAAUUAGAAACUAUUGGACUUGCUGAUUCAAAGACAUUAAAUGAAAAUCGACGGGAGAAACUUCUUAAAGAAAUGUUGAAUAAAUGUGAUUGGAUAUCAGCGGUCGUGCAUGUCAUUAGUCCUGUAUACAUUACCGAGAAAAUGCUAGAUAAGUCGAAAACUAGUCUAAAUGUUAUAUCUCAUGAUUCAGCCAUACAGCUUAUCCAAUCAGUUCUUGACAGUGGAGUAAAUUUAGUUGAGGUUUACGUUGAUACUGUUGGCAAAGCUGAACAUUAUGAAACUAAACUGCAAAAUCUUUUUCCUCAAUUAAAAAUACGUGUUGAAAGCAAAGCUGAUGAUACUUAUCCAAUUGUGAGUGCUGCUAGUAUCUUUGCAAAAGUUACUCGUGAUCGAGUUCUUCAAAUGUGGCCUAAAGAAGAACGUGGGAGUGUACCCGAAGGCACUGGUCUUGGUUCUGGCUAUCCAGGUGAUCCUGUCACUAAAAGUUAUUUACGUGCAUGUAUGGAUCCAGUUUUUGGCUUCCCAUCUCUUGUGAGAUCUAGUUGGUCAACCUCAUCUUCUCUAUUAGACCAACAUGGUGUAUCAGUUAGGUGGGAAGAUGACGAAACACACGAAGAAGUGCUUCAAGCUAAAAAACUUGCACGAAAACGCGAACAUUCAAAAGGUACUUGCAAACUAUCGAAUUUUUUCAAUAAUGCUCAAUCGAAAUCAUCCACACCUGAUGCAUUACAGAGACAACCAUUUUUUGUACGAACUGGUCUUGUGCAUGUUCAAACUAUCACGUAG
Schistosoma rodhaini is the source of this 873-nucleotide messenger RNA. The record is from the annotation of a GenBank genome assembly. Lineage: Eukaryota; Metazoa; Platyhelminthes; Trematoda; Strigeidida; Schistosomatidae.